AUGCUUUCCGCUGCGCAGCAGCAGCAACAGCUGCUUCAGUUUGACUGGCAGGCUCGAGGCCUGCAACAAGAGGAAGAUCGGUCGUGCUGGUAUGCCCAGCAUCUCCAACAGCACCAGCUGGCUGCGCUAGACUCGCACGCUGUCCACGAAGCUCACCACGUCCAGAACGAAUCGCAGACCUCUGGGGGGUCGAGUGUACAUGCACCACCCUCGAGGAACGAGGCGCCGGCGGCUGCGCCAGCGUCGUCUUCUUCUCAUGUGUCAGGCCAGCUGCAAGCAAGGCGCGAUGGACUGACGACCCGAGCUGCCUCGUACCACGUUCAAGAAGACCAGGCAGACCCCCAGGCAGCACUCCGCGAGCAACGAAGACAAGAGAUCCAGGCGCUCCAUUUCCUCCAGUCUGCGGGAACCACGCCUUCCAUGAGCCCGCAAGAGUUUCUCAUGCGCCAGCAGAUCUUCCAGCAGCAGCACCUGCACCACCUUCAGCAUCUGCAGCAGGCGGCAUUUCCGCACGCCCUCAAUCCCUCUGCGCAGCCCCAGCACUCUCACCUCGCGUCGCAUCUCGUCACGGCUCCAGGUGGAGCCGCGGAAAGUCCUCAGGUCUUUCUUCAUCAAGGGUACGAGUCUUUCUCGCCUCCUCUCUCGCGCGGAAGUGGGGACGCCGGCGUUCAACCCCGAAGCGAGAAUGACGCCAGGCCGUCGCACGAGCUGAGCCGUGACACUUCGCGGUCGACCGGCUACGGAGUCGGGAGCGAAGACUUUCGGGCGGCGUCCGGCGCCCCACUUCCGCAGGCGAGAGCCGGCCUGCGAGCCGCAGACGGUGCGGAGGCGCGAAGCACCCCGCCGUCGGACCGCGGAUACCCGGAGACAGCCGCCGGCUCGCCCCUCAAGGAGGGCGAUGCCUCUGCGGCUUCGGGGUGGAGUCCUUCUCAAGGCGCGUGUCAGUUGCGUCAGGCGUCCACAGCACCCUCCCCGUGCCGCUUUCCAGAAGAUCCGCAGGCUCCUGGCAGUCUACACGGCGCACCAGCAAGUCUCGAGCCAACUCCCGGUGGCGGGUCAGACAGCGGCGCGACAGCCACGGCGGGCUCUGCGGCGUCCGACCACGCGUCGCUUUCGUACGCGACUGAGCCUGGGUCGUUCUCCGGCAGCGCCGCUUGCUUUCCUCCGGGCGGCAACGGUCCUCCGGGUCCCGCCAACCUCCUGUCGUUUGCCCACCCGCCCUCCGGUGUCUCGGCGGGGUAUGGAAACCAGUUUCCGGCCUCGGGGCGGUUUCUGGUUGGAGGGUAUCCGUCCCAAGCGCAAGGCUGUGGAGGGGGGUACGGUCCCCCCGGGUUCUUGACACAGUUUGGCGCGCACUACGCGAAUCCCCACCUCAUGCACCCCUUCCCGGCACCGCAUGUGUCCCCUCACCAGCUGCCGCCCGCGUUCGCCCCCUCCCAACCCAGCAACGGGGCACAGAUGGUCGAUUUUUCGUACCCUGCGAUUUCAGGCUCCGCCGCUUCGAAUCUGCCGGCGAGCGGCGCCGUUCCAGCGGGCGACGUGCCGCAUGCGUCGCCGUCCACCCAAGCUUUCCCCAGUCUCCACAUGUCUCCGUCUCUCCACCAUCCCUCUGCCUCGCAUCUCCUCCCCGUGCCUGGCCCGUCGACGCCGACCAAGCGGUCGCCGAACCCGCUGGGGUAUUCCUCCCGCCGAGGCUCGCAGAGGCGGCAAGGCCUCGCAGCGGCAGGGACGCCGUCGACCGCCUGCACGCCUCCGCCCUUCACCGCGGACUCGCUGCUCCUCUCGGCCUCCACGGGGCUUCCCUCGGAGGCCUCGUCGCUGUACUCGGGGAGCCGUCGGUCGUCCGCGCACUCCGCAUUAGGCCGUGACUCGGCGGGGGUGGUCUCCGCCCAAGACCGGCUCUUCUUCGAUGAAACGACGGGGACGUUCUCGAUGGGCCACACUCCUGGCACCAGUCACUCGAGAAGGAGUUCCAAGACCGCAGCAAACUCGCGGGGCGAAAUGCUGCCUCGCGCCCCUGGCAUGGGGGUCGCCGUCGACUCGGGAAAAACCUUCGCCUGGCCCAGAAACUCGGCCGCGCCGCGAUCUUCCCCCGGCGUCCACGCAGCCGCGGGCGGCGAAGGUGCGAUGGUGGCGGGCUCCGACGGGGUGUCUUCGACAGCCACAGGGAAAAACGGAGCGGGGAAAUCCACGCCCGCAGGAGGGGCCGGAAAGGAAAGCGGGGCCGGAGCAACCGGGAAUCUCCGAGGACCCUACGCCGUAUUCGCCACGCAAAUUGCAGUCCCACCCCCGCCUGAACUCGAAGAAGCAUGCCAGCGCCUUGCAGAGUUCCACUCUGUCCCUUGGGUUUUCGUUCGUCAGCUGAAGGCGCAGCCUCUGAUUCAGCAGUGGCUCGACAGUCGAGACGUAAGCUGGAGUUUCGCCUUCGCCCUCGUUUUCAACGCGCGACUGGCCGCCGGAAGCGUCAACGUCAACGUCCGAUGGGCCCGCGAACCGACGGUCGUCGGCGGCGCCUUCCUGGUCGGAAAAGGCAAAACGUACAGCUGGCGACGCGCCCCACAGGAGGCGAGCCCGCACAUCAUUCUGCAGUGCUUCGAGGCUGCAUGCAAGGAAAGGCAGAAAACCUUUGGCCGUUCUCAGCACGUCGAUGACUACUUGGCGGUUCUGAAAACCGACCUGGCGACGGCGUGGCGAUUGGACGCAGAGGGCCUGCAGCAGGCAGCAGAUUCUCUGAUCGCGCUGCACGGCCUGGACAUUUUUUGUGGUUUGCCGGUGACCUCGAAGCAAGUGAAAGAUCUCCUGUACUUUGAUCCUCACGCCAACUGUUUUUCUCUCGCCCCCGAGAGCCCGCCUCUUCCGCCGCUGCACUGCUUUUUUCCUGGCCCGCAGGACGCGUCUUCGGCGUCUGACCUCCUGUUGGGGAUAACGAAGGAAAGCGCAGCUUUAGCCGCGCCCGACAGCGUCCAUUCUUCGGCUCCGCCUUCGCCUUCGGGGGAUCUACCCUCCGCCUUUGGCAUGCGGUGUACGUACACCUUCCGCUGCCCGGCGCCCGACUGUCUGGGCCUUCUCUACACUCUGAACCGCGUUCGGCUCUUCUGCUUGAAUGCCAAGUUGAGGUCCUCAGCCUCCGGUCCUUCCAGCGAUGUCCUGGAAACGAGCACAGGGUUCGACAGCUCGACGGGGAGCGUGUGUAACCGGCCUUCUUUCUCGAUCCGCGAGGGCGCCCGGGGCGUAUCUCCGUCCCUUUCCUCGGGCUUGGCCAACGGUGGCGGGUGUCCCCCUGGCGCCGUCCAUGCGCCCGCCGAUUUCUCGGCCGACGUCUCCCACGUGCCUUAUCCGAAUGCUUCCUUCCCGCGCGCAGCCUACGACGCUGCAGUGCCAGGAAGUGGCUACGGAGGCAAGGAUGACGACGCGUUUCUCCCCUCUGCGUUCGCUUCCGGAAUGAACGGCGCUGGCCCGCGGGAGCUCGAAGGGGCCGAUCCCGAGCCACGGAAGGAGAAAGGCUUCGAGCUCGCCGCCUUCGCCCCCGCUGAGGCGUCGCUGUCCUACGGGUCGUCGCCGCGCGGCAGAACGGUCAAGUCGCCGCGCUCACCAGUGGGAUGUGCGCUCUACGAGAGACUGGUGCAGGGCGCAUCUUCGCCGAGUGCCGGUGAGCCCCGCCGAGGCGCGCCGGGAAACGUCCCGGGGGAUGUCUCCGGGGCGCUCCGCGACGAACCCCACGAGACCGGAGACCGCCCUUUGCUCUCCGGCGUCGGAGGCCCGAAGCGCGACGCGGGCGCGGCCGGCGGCGAGCCGCCGGAUUCGGAGCACCAAGACGAAGAGGCGGCGAGGAUUGCCCCCCCCGAGGCGGGAUCCGGGCAGAGCGGCGCGCGAGCUGAGGACGAGAAGGAAGGCGUGUCGCCCAGACUCGCCAGUGGAGUGGGACAGGGCAACCGCGGCGACGCUCGCGAGGCCUUCUGUGGAGCGGAAACGGACGGAUGCCCGACGGCUCACAUCGAGCGCGAAGCCGUCGAAGCUCCGCCGGGGCUGUUGGAGUUCGGAGAGAACGCGCCGUCGAUUGAGGGCGCGGAAAGACACGACAGUGCACUUCCCGACGAGGCAAAGGGUGGAGCUUAUCCAGGAUCGUCUCGGCCGGCACGGCGGUCUGCCUCGCGAGGGUACGCGAAGGUGAAGAAGCGGAGACGCCCGCUCCUCGCGGCCUCGCGAAGGAAAGCCGUUCACCUCUCGUGUGUCUCCGACGAGGCCCAAGAGGCGUCGCUUCAGGACGAGGGCGAAGACCGAGAAAAGGACGACGACUCCGAGCAGUCGUCGCAGCUGGGUGCGGUCGCGAUUGCCGGGGGACCAGCCUCGACUCUCCGCGCGGCGCACCCCGCGUUUGCCUCAGCGAGUCUCGAGGAGCCGUGCAGUGGCCGCAAACUGGACUGCAGCGCGGCCUGGAUGGCGGAGGAGCGGGCCGACCGGCACUUGGAGGCGUUUUUCUCGGCGUGUGUCGACGAGCGCCCGCGCCGCGGCGAGGCGAGCGAGGACGAGAAGGCAGAGGACAGAGCGGGGUCGCAGCCGAGCGCCCCGCCGUCUCCAAAGAGGCAGAAGAGGGGAGCAGAGGCACUGGCAAGGGUGAACGAGGGCGAGGCCGAAGCGGGGGAAGAGCGCUGCCCCGCGCCUCGUGAUCCCCAGGAGAAACCGCGCAGCGAGAAGCGUCUGCGGGACGGAAGUCUCGGCGAGGGCGAAGACGCGUCAGACGGCAGGCACACUCUCGAGCGGGUCGAGGAAGAGCGAGAAGACGCAGAGAGUGAGGAGAGCUUGUCCCCCGGUUCCGGGUCGGGGGCGAAGCGCGGAAGGCGAGGCUCUCCGGCAGGUGACUCGGGGACCGCAGACGAGGGGCUGUUCUUUGAGGGGAGAGAAAGUCACGCAGAGGCGGCGAAUGCGUUCAGGGAGCUCCGGGCACUGGCCGACGACGAGAAGGGGGCUGAGGAGAACACAGGCCUCCGCUUUCUGGACGACCCGAACACGCCGAGCCUGUCGCCGACGGACCCAGCGUCCCGGGGCGGGUCGCGCGUCGGAGACGAGGACGAAGAGAAGGGCGGAGAAGAGGGAAAGACCGACGGCCGAAGGAGACGCGACGGUCGGGCGAGAAGGACGCGGCGGUAG
Molecule: messenger RNA, 5148 nt
Organism: Neospora caninum
Lineage: Eukaryota; Apicomplexa; Conoidasida; Eucoccidiorida; Sarcocystidae
Exons: 4
Coding region: 1-5148 (1715 amino acids)
Source: RefSeq, a predicted model, not a curated record